AAUACCCAAUCUGCACAGUCUUUUUACCUUCUGCAUCUUGUUAUUUUCUGGAAAUAUACGAAAAUACGUGAUCACGAUCUCCACUAUGGAAAGCUGCACGCUGAACUGAUGGUAUUAUUAGGAUUCCAAUAUUUCAGAAGUUCACCAUCCAUGAAAUUUCAAUUUUUCAGCGGUGGCUUUUUAAAUUUCAGCUUUCAUGGUGGUGAAUUGUGACUUGGCGUCAGACAUUCACAAGACAAUCGAUGAGUUUUCUUAUUGGGAUAUUUGCAUACCUGUCAUAACAAGGGCGUUGUUUAUAAUUCUUUGCAUCUCCCCCAAAAUACCCCGAGAAAAUGCAUUUUCCCACAUUCCUCACAAUUCUCCUGUCGCUGGCGACAUUCCACAAAGCCGCUGCGAUUUGGUGCUAUCGCUGCACUUCGGCCACGCCAGGAUGCGGUCUGUACGACUUCAACUGGCGAGGAAUCGGCUUCCUGGGCGAGCAGUGUCCGGAGGACGAUGACAUCUGCAUGAAGGUGAUCGAGAAGAAGGGCGCCAGCGAGACUGUGAUCCGCGACUGCUACAGUUCGCUGCGCAGCUAUCGCACGGACAUCCCGGCGGACAGGUACGAAGGCUGCCGCACGGCGUCCAAAGACGUCCACCUGGCGAACUACGUGAACAACAGCAUCAGGGAGCUGGACGUGCAGCGAGACCACUUCGACAGCACCACCUUCUGCUUCUGCUUCCUGGACCACAGAUGCAACUUUGCGCCCGCACUGAGUCUGUCCGCCGUGGCAUUCGUGGGAGGCAUUUUCGUGAGUCUGUGUCUUUUAUUUAGUCACGUGUAA
Phlebotomus argentipes is the source of this 824-nucleotide messenger RNA. RefSeq lists its product as uncharacterized. The transcript has 2 exons. NCBI's taxonomy places the organism in Eukaryota, Metazoa, Arthropoda, Insecta, Diptera, Psychodidae. The coding region runs from base 333 to 824 and encodes 163 amino acids. Gene Ontology annotation, biological process: positive regulation of voltage-gated potassium channel activity; regulation of synaptic transmission, cholinergic; sleep. The record is from RefSeq and is a predicted model, not a curated record.